GACUCCUCCCAGACAUCAGUACGGAGAAGAAGUCCAGUCAGGAGGAAGAUCUCACAAGCAUCCAUGCUGACACUCUGACGUCCAAUUCACAUAGAACCCCCCCAAAAAAAAAUUUAAAAAAUGAGGGUUUUUAUUUUGACGGCCUCCUGGCUGCUGACGCUCGCCUCGGCGGAGGCCAUCCACGGACUGUACAACUUCGGCCAGCACGACUUCUUCCCCAGGAAGAACAACUGCAAAGCCAUCCCGGCCAACCUGCUGCUGUGCCGCGACAUCGAGUACGCCGACAUGCGGCUGCCCAACCUGCUGGGGCACGAAACCAUGAGCGAGGUUCUGCAGCAGGCGUCCUCCUGGAUCCCGCUGGUGCAGAAGCAGUGCCACCCGGACACCAGAAAGUUCCUGUGCUCGCUCUUCGCCCCGGUGUGCCUGGACGACCUGGACGAGCCCAUCCAGCCGUGCAGGUCCCUCUGCGAGAGCGUCAAGCGCGGCUGCGCGCCCGUCAUGUCCGCCUUCGGGUUCCCGUGGCCCAAAAUGCUGGACUGUGAUCGGUUCCCGCUGGACAACGACCUGUGCAUCCCCCCCGCCGCGCUCGACAACAUGGUGCCCGUCACCAAAGAAGUGCCCAGAGUGUGUGAUGCCUGCAAGGAAAGUGAUGACAAUGACAACGAAAUUGUGGACAACUUGUGUAAAAAUGAUUUUGCCCUGAAGAUCAAAGUGAAGGAGAUCUCGUACAUCAACGGCGACACCAAGAUCGUGCCCGAGAACAAGAGCAAGACCAUCUACAAGCUGAACGGCGUGAGCGAGCGCGAGCUGAGGAAGACGGUGUUGUGGCUGAAGGACGGCCUGCAGUGCGUCUGCGAGGAGAUGAACGACAUCAACGCCGCCUACCUGGUCAUGGGCCAGAAGAUGGACGGCCACCUGGUCAUCACCUCGCUCAAGCGCUGGCAGAAGGGCCAGCGCGAGUUCAAGAGGAUUACGCGCAGUAUUCGCAAGUUGCAGUGCUAAAAAAAAAACACAAAAAAAACCCCACUUUUAGCCGAGUGGUAGAUUUCAAUUUCCAGCACUGAUCUUUGUUUCUAUCUAGUUAAGCAAAAUCUGACUUUGAUUUGUCAAAAUUUGAAAUUGUCAAGUUUUCUCCAUUUUGAAUAGUGUACAGCACCGUUAAUUAAAGUACCAGUACAGUGGGAAAACAAGUUGCCUCUAUAUUGAAGCUCUUAUCAUAUAAAACUGAUUUAUGACACCAAAAAAACCUGUAAAGUUUACGAAUAAAUAGAUAUGAUUAAAAUAGUUAACGAGGAAGCCAGUAGAGACGUAAAGUUCGCAACCAUAGUUCCCUUCCCCAUCAACAACGAUGCAAAUCAAGCAGACUUUGUGAGAUCCAGCAAUUACUUGGAAAAAAUAUGAUCCAGAACCUUAUAUUUUUGAGCCUGAACACAAAGAGGAUGAGCAAUAAGUUUUAGGAGCCAAGUGCCAAACGGAUGCAGCUUAAUUGAAACGCCAUCGCAUCCGCAGCAUUGCUAGGUACGAAACAUUCCAGCUAACCAGAAUAAAACAAACACUUACCGUACAAUUUCCACUCUGGCUGGGAUGCCGGCCAACAGCGUUCUCACAUAAUACCGUUUAGAUGAAAAAUCAAUUAAAAUCCUCACAAAGGGUUAAAAGAAAGUUGCCACAACUAGUGUCUUUAUUUCCAUCUCGGGGGAUGUCAAAGUCGACUAACCUUUCAGUCCAUAGCCACAUUUGUCCACAACCAGGUGAGAGAUGCAUGAAUUAUUAUCCGGAAUUUAUUUUUGGUACGUUUAAGACCAAGCAGAGGCAGCCGCCAUGAAUUGAUUUAUGUGGACCCCGACUUAAACAAGUUGAAAAACUUAUUCGGGUGUUAGCAUUUAAUGGUCAAUUGUACAGAAUAUGUACUGAACUGUGCAAUCUACUGGUACUAAUAAAAGUUUCAAUCAAUCAAUCAAUCAAUCAAUCAAUCGAACAGCCGGCUUAGUGUGUCAACAAUAGCAGGGUAAGCUAGCAUUACCUCACUGUUAUCAAUGCGGCGCCAAGAUAGUCUGUCUGCGUUAGCACUUAUAAUAACAAUAUCACUCAUAUUUGGUUAAUUUUGAGGUCACAACAUGUUUUUGUCAGUUUGUGGAUGUUUUUAGAGUGAGUAUAUUAGGCGCAAUAGAGGACCUUCGAUCUGUUGACUCAAUUGCUAGCUAUUUAUUUACGCAUGUGUUCAUGUCUUACAUAAGGAUUGUGAGUGAUAAACAGCACAUCUCUUUCCAAAAGUUGCGUAUUUCCAGUUUGACUGAUCUGUUAAUAUGUUUAAGCGUUCAUCCAGUGACGUCUACGGAAAUAGCCGAAAAUACUCGGAGCAGAAUAUUCAAAAUGGCCAAUUGAAUUUGUGGCAUUUUGUGAUGUAUAGAUGGUAUUUUCACAUACUUUGCGGAUUGUAAGUACCAUUCGAUUUUGGUUUAAUGCAGACAGUGAAACACAAUUAAGCUUAUAAAGUCAACUUGUUUUUCCACUCUACUGCUACUUUAAAGCUAAAAGUCACUGUUUUAUGUUAAAAGUUAUAAAAACAAAAAUGUGCAGCAGACGUUUUCACUAAACGUUUACAGCUUUACAGAGGUACAUUUUCUUUGAAUAUUCUAACAUAGUCAAUAUUAUUUUGUUCUUUGGCUUGUUAUCACAAAAAAGCUAAGAAAAUUUAGAGUUGUGUUUUGAUUUUGGUCCUACAUUCUUCAGCGUAUAUUUCUUUACAUUUUUAAGGUGAAACGUGCGAGUUGUUUGAGGUGUUUUUUUUUUUUUUUCAACCUUAUAGUUUCUUGGAAAUGUUAGAAGAAGAUUUAUGAGUUUCAGGAAAGAGAUUGAUGGAAUGAACUUUAACUAGGUCAUUACAAUGACUGAGUGUUAUUGAAGUAUGAAAAAAAAAUUGUAGUAAACGUUCAUGUGCAGUAUCUAAAACGUUAUUCAACAAACCUCCAUACUUAAAUUUGAAUUAGGCUAAUGCAAGAGAGAAUGGAUUUUACAACACAGCAGCAACAGAACCAAUUUUGUAAAAGCAGUAUGGCGCAAACUGGUCAGUCAACAAAACAGUACUGAGUAGUACGGAGUCGGCAACCCGCGGCUCCUUAAUCACUCUGAUGUGGCUCAGCUGCAUAAUUCCCGACCCACUCAAUUAUUCUGGGAAGUUUCCGAAAUGUAAUGCCUCUCCUAGAAGUCACCCGGGGUAAAUAUUCUGCAUGUUGUCGCGCCCGCUUUUACGCCAUUCUAUCUGCGUGCUGGCGGGUCACAUGUAAUAGGCAAUCUCUGUUGAUACACGAAAGUGACUGCAAGGCAUACUUUCUCAACAGCCAUAUAGGUCACACUGAGGGUUGUGAUAUUGACAACUUUAACACUGUUACUAAUAUGUGCCACACUGU
This is a messenger RNA of Nerophis ophidion (straightnose pipefish), 3410 nucleotides long. It is a transcript of the gene sfrp2, whose product is annotated as secreted frizzled-related protein 2. Gene Ontology annotation, biological process: non-canonical Wnt signaling pathway; canonical Wnt signaling pathway; negative regulation of canonical Wnt signaling pathway. Gene Ontology annotation, molecular function: Wnt-protein binding. The transcript is spliced from 3 exons. The record is from RefSeq and is a predicted model, not a curated record. Bases 121 to 1002 code for a protein of 293 amino acids. Lineage: Eukaryota; Metazoa; Chordata; Actinopteri; Syngnathiformes; Syngnathidae.